UUGUGGUAUUGCAAUCAGAUGCAUCAAAACACAGCUGUCAGGAGGUGAGGGGCCGGUCUGGGGGUGUCUGCUGUUUCACAUCCUAUUAUGGAAGUUUUACCCACAUAUAUGGAUGUGGAGCACAGCAGGGUGUACAUUGACCAGCUGUACUCAAACGACUCACAAAAAUGCUUCCAGGCAGUGAGCGAGUUGAAGUUUGCGGUGAUAGGCAGCGUGCGGGAGAAAGGCUCCAUCAUCGAGCAGGGCGUAGUGGUGCGACUGCUGCAGAUACUCAGGGCUCCUGAGCUGGACAUUCUGCUCAAGACUGAGGUAGCAACAGUGCUCAACUCCUUGGCCAAGGGUCUGCCGGAGCAUGCGGCGGCAUUGGUGCAGGCGGGACUGCUGCCUGUCCUGUGGGAACAGCUUGAGAGCUGCCCGAGUGGAGGGAGUGGUAGUGUGUACACCCAGAUGCUGCUGUGCUGCCUGCGCUCCAUAUACCGGCAAGGGUGUGCCCCGCCACCACCCGCCUGGGACCAGAAGCUGUUGUCCUCACUCAUCCAGCACGGCUACCACCCGCCCAGCAACCAGGAAUGUGUUGCUAACAUCCUUGCUCAUGCCUGCAAGGUAUCCAGGACAAAUGAGCAGCAGCAGCAGCUAGUGGAUGCUGGUGGUGCUGACCUGGUGGCCUGCUUGCUGUGUUCUCCAGUGUCAAGGGUACAGCUCCCAGCACUACACUGCCUCACUGCAAUGUGCUUCAACAAUGAGAGAGUGUCAUCCAUAAUAGCCACCAAAAGUUACGGAGGGAAGGCAGUGCCAGACCUCCUGGUGGGACUGAUGGCGCGGGAUAGACCUCGGGACAUGCAGCUUGCUGCUGCCACCGCCCUGACCUUUCUACACCGCGCUGGAGCCCUCUCUGCUGAUGACCCAAGAAUUAUUUACAAAACCUUGCAGUGUUUGGUACGAAUGUGCAGGCGUGACCGAGAGGUGUGGGAGAGAGUGGAGGGGGCAAACACACUCGCUUACCUGACUGAGGUGAGCACCGACCUGCAGCGGACAGCGGCCAUGACAGACCACCUCAUCCACACUAUGAAUGACUACCUGAAGGACACCACACCUCCCAACGCCACUGUGCCACAGGGCAUCUCUGUCUCCCCAGUGUCCUGCCGGCAGUAUGACAACCCCAGCACAUGGCCAGAGCUGAUGGUCGGUGCGGCACUCAAGGUAUAUGCCUCCCUGGGUGCCAAUGACGAGGACAUCAGACAGAGGGUGAUCAAGACAGAUGUACUCAUGAACACCAUCGUCACGUCUCUCUCUGCCGCCAGUCCCCCCGUUCAGCUGGCGGCCGUCAGAUGCCUCCACUCCCUCUCCAGAUCAGUACACACACUCAGAACGACUCUUCAGGACCACGUGGUGUGGCGGCCCCUCAUGACAGUCCUCAAGACCUCCAACAAUGAGGAGCUGGUCACGGUAUCCUCAUCCACGCUGUGCAACCUGCUGCUGGAGUUCUCACCUUCCAAAGAACAAAUUCUGGACCAGGGGGCAGUGGAGUUCCUGUGCGGCCUCACCAGACGACCUCACCCCGGACUCAGACUAAAUGCUGUGUGGGCGCUGAUGAACAUGGCUUUCCAGGCUGAGCACAGAGUCAAGGUGUCCAUCUUGCACCACCUCGGGACAGACCAAAUCUUCCGCCUGCUGUCAGACACAGAUGUCCACAUCCUGAUGAAGACUCUGGGUCUGCUAAGGAACUUGCUGUCCACCAAGGGUCACAUCGACCAGAUUAUGCAGUGCCACGGCAAGGAGAUCAUGCAGGCCAUCAUCCUCAUCCUGGAGGGGGAACACUCUGCUGAGGUGAAGGAACAAGCUCUCUGCAUCCUGGCAAACAUUGCUGAUGGGGACAUUGCCAAGUCUGCCAUUAUGUCUAAUGAAGAUGUCCUAAAAAAACUCAUGAAUUAUAUGGUGAUACCCAACGUGAAGCUCCAGAUUGCUGCCACCUUCUGCAUCAGCAACCUCAUCUGGAACGUGGAGGAGGGUGCAACGGAGCGGCAAAACAAGCUAAGGGAGAUGGGUGUAUACAAGCUGCUCCAGAACCUCAUGACCACCACCGACACAGGACUCUUUGACAAAGUCAAGACAGCCCUGCAACAGUUCCACUAAAAUCAGGUCUUCUUGCAUCAAUUUAGAAUUAUUUCUAUAUAUAGAUAUAUAUUAUACAUGAUAACUAGAGUGCUACAGAGUCACUUUUAUUUCACGCUGGGCUCUCACUUCCUGCCGCAGAAGUGGUGUCGCAGUGGUGUCUAUUUUUUUCUGAGCUGACGAUGGAGCGAUGUGAUGAGAUUCUCCUCAAAUUGAAGUUUUUAGUAAUGUUCUCUUUGUUUACUUUGUAUGUACAGUAACUGUAUAUACUAAUCUUGUGAGAGCAGAAAACUAAGUAUGUAUAGCUGUGACUGACCUCAGUUCUUUGUUUAUUAGUUUAGGUCAAAUGAAAACCAGUUGCAUCUUGUAACAAUUAUAGAACCCACCUGUGUUGAACUGUUGUGUUUCUAACAGCAAAACAUUGUAACCUGUUUGGGUGGCAUGAAUGUGUUAUGUAAUAUUUAACUUUAUUUUUAUGGCAAUGGUAAUAGUAUGAUUUUGCAAGUUUGGGUGGUGCAGUGACAAGUCUACAAGUCCCAGUACUGCAUGUAGAGGACUUUAAUUCUGUUGUAUCAUAAUUUCCCUUGAGCUGGAGUGUACAUAAUAUUUUUUUUUGUUUUCUUAACACAUUAGGCACACAAAAGUCUCCCCAGCAGACGUGGGUACUGAUGCAAUGGUUAGGUAGGCUAAUGCUCCUCAUCUUGUAUUAUUUAUUUACAUGUUUGUCUCUUCCUCUUCUGCACCUACUUAGGUUGUCUCAAGAAUUAUCCUCUUCUGUUGAUUUGUGUAUUUCUUCAGUCUUUUCCUCUAUGGUGUAGUUAUGAAUAAAUUAAUAUAACUUCCAUUUUUGUUCUCUGUUCCCCUUUCCUCUUCACCUAAUAGAACUCAUUAUUUUUCUAUAAGCUUAUUUUACUACAUUUAUUAUCCUAAGCUUCCUUCUGUCUUCCCAAUAAGAUGUAUUUUCUCUACUAAUCUAUUCUAAUUACACUGGUAACAAAUCAAUGCAACAGCUGCCAAAAGUUUGAACAUUUACAGCAAAACCUUAUUAACUGACUUUUGGAAAAAAUUUUGUCUCGGGAAAUUAUCUAUCUAUUUGUUUAUUAAGUAUCUUCUAUCUAUCUAUCUGUGUAGCAGGCUUACAUUUCACAUUAGUGGGAUGCUGAGAGACAAGAUCACAUGUCACUGUAUGAAUAAGAAUACGGUGGUUCAUAGUAUCCUUGUUUCCUCUCUGCCUUAUAACAGAAAAGUGUAGCAACAUUCUUCCAUUCAAGUCCUGCAGUGUGUGGUCAUUCAUGUCCCUCUGUGUGCAGGGAAGUGAUGCUUAGAAUGAUUGGAUCUUAUGUUGGUUAACUCUGAAAACUGAAACUACUAAUACUCAUGUGUUUUGUGUGUGUGCAGGUUUUAGAUUAAGCCACAAGGCAAAGAGAGGAAUGUUAAUUGCACAUAGGUUCUCUGGCAAUAAAGUUGACAAUACAGUAUGUUAACUCCAUUGGAUGAUGUUUACUAGUUACUAAAAAGUUUGAAUUCUGGACAUACAUUGUGUAUAAGUUAAUAAGAUUUUGCUGUGUGACUUAAGUUUCCAAAGUGUUACAUUUUUUUAGUUUAGUUGGAAGUAAUACAGACGCACAACCAUUAAUUUCAACUUUGAAGACAGGAGUAACACAAAUUAAUACACUUCACAUUAGUCUUAACACUGUAAAGAAACCAUUCAUGAACAGACACACACAAAAUAUUGGUCUGCAGAGUUGAAAAAAAAUGACAUACUAAAUAUCAGCUUACAAACUUGAAGACACACACACACACACACACACACACACACACACACACACACACACACACACACACACACACACACACGCACAAUUUGUCUACAAACUUGAAAAGGUACAAAUGUUUGUAUGAGGUCGUAAAGCUUUACUGCAGGCACAGGAAUGAAGUGACAGGUAUAGAUACUUAGUUCUGUCAUUGAGUCAAGUUUUCCUUUUAUAAUGAAAAUUUCCUUCUGUUUACAUGUCAGCCGCUGAUAUUAAAAAAAAGAAAAGAAAAAAACGUGAUUGAAUCUAUUUA
This is a messenger RNA of Portunus trituberculatus (swimming crab), 4179 nucleotides long. Its product is annotated as armadillo repeat-containing protein 8-like. Gene Ontology annotation, biological process: proteasome-mediated ubiquitin-dependent protein catabolic process. Gene Ontology annotation, cellular component: GID complex. The record is from RefSeq and is a predicted model, not a curated record. The transcript has 13 exons. Gene Ontology annotation, molecular function: protein binding. Lineage: Eukaryota; Metazoa; Arthropoda; Malacostraca; Decapoda; Portunidae. Bases 88 to 2133 code for a protein of 681 amino acids.